AUGUGGGCUAGAGACAAAACGGAUUUCAUGGUUAAAGACCCUACAGGUCUAUCUGGAGGUCUCCUAUGCAUUAGGGAUACUGAGGUGUUCCAACUACAAGUUUGUUGUAGUAGUAGAAGAUUCAUUCUACUGUCAGUUGGCAAUAGGAAGAAAUUAUGGGAUAGUUUGAUUAAACUGAAGAUGGACUUCCAUAAUCCUUGCUGGAGAAAGGAGGUAUUUGGGAAUGUAAUUUUCAAACUAAAGACAGCAGAUGAGGAACUCCAUACAUUAGAUCUUGUUGCUGAAUCUAGAGAUCUGGUUUAUAAUGAAAUAUUAAGAAGAAGAUUAGUAAGAGAACAAGUUUGGAAGCUAAGUAGGAUGGAGGAAUGGAUAUGGUUGCAAAAGUCAAGACUCAACUGGAACAUGAAAGGCGAUAGAAAUACUAGAUUUUUUCAUUUGAUGGUAGAGUUUUCAGAGGAAGAAAUUAAAGCUGUAAUUAGAGAUUGUAAUGGUAAUAAGGCUCCAAGUCCUGAUGGAUUUAAUAUGAUCUGCUUUCAAAAAUUAUGGAAAUUGAUGAAGAGAGAUGUGUGCAACUUUUUCAAGGAAUUUCACAUGAAUGGCAAAUUGUUGAAGAGAUUAAAUAGUUCCUUCAUUUCACUCAUUCCCAAAAAGGAUAAUCCAGUGGGUCAUGGAGAUUAUAGACCCAUUAGCCUUAUUGGAUCAAUGUACAAAAUUUUGGCCAAGGUGUUGGCUAGUAGGUUGAAACCUGUUUUGCCCCAUAUCAUUAGUGAAUCUCAAUCAGCAUUUAUAGGAGGAAAGAAUAUUUUGAAUGGUGUGCUAAUUACAAAUGAGGUGAUAGAUGGUUGGAAGAAAGCUAAAAAGAAAGGUGUGCUAAUUAAGCUUGAUUUUGAUAAGAUUGAAGAAUGUGUAUCAUUUGCCAGUUUAUCAGUGCUUGUCAAUGGCUUUCCAAUUGAGGAGUUUAGUCCACAAAGAGGCCUAAAGCAAGAGGAUCCCUUAUCCCCUUUCUUGUUCAAUUUGGCAACAGAAGGCUUUAGUAUUCUUCUGUCUACAUCACAACAGUUAGGUCUUAUUAAAGGGGUAAAAAUUGGAGCAAAUGGUGUGUUAUUGUCCCAUCUUCAAUUUGCAAAUGGUUCACUACUUUUUUGUGAAGCAGAGGAGGUUGAAUAUUUGGGGCUGUCCUUGGGAGCUAAUCCAAAUAGGGAAGCAUCUUGGAAACUAGUUCUGGACAAAGUCAGAAGCAGGUUAACUGGGUGGAAGAGAAGAUUACUAUCAUUUGCAGGUAGGCUUACUCUAAUUAAAGUUGUAACUUCUUCUUUGCCUGUGUAUUAUUUAUCUCUCUUUAAGAUACCAGUAGGGGUAGCCAGAGAGUUUGAGAAACUUCAGGCUAGAUUUCUCUGGGGUGUGUCUGAACUGAAGAGAAAACUCCAUAUGGUGAAGUGGGAGGAUAUUACAAAAAGUGUGGAGCAAGGUGGGCUUGGCAUCCGGAGAGUGAGAGUGGUUAAUGAUUGCUUAUUAGUCAAGUGGUGGUAG
Camellia sinensis is the source of this 1530-nucleotide messenger RNA. The record is from RefSeq and is a predicted model, not a curated record. Lineage: Eukaryota; Viridiplantae; Streptophyta; Magnoliopsida; Ericales; Theaceae.